Messenger RNA from Sporisorium graminicola, 1374 nucleotides. RefSeq lists its product as uncharacterized. Gene Ontology annotation, cellular component: fungal-type vacuole membrane. Lineage: Eukaryota; Fungi; Basidiomycota; Ustilaginomycetes; Ustilaginales; Ustilaginaceae. Gene Ontology annotation, biological process: macroautophagy. The record is from RefSeq and is a predicted model, not a curated record. The transcript has a single exon. Bases 1 to 1374 code for a protein of 457 amino acids.
AUGAAGCUCUCUCUCACGCUUUCCGCGCUGCUCGCGCUCGCUGUGUCCUCGCACUCGGCUGUCGCGACCGAGUUCCAGAACCUCCAGCUUCGUCAGGGCGGAGACGUCAACACCCUCCUCCAGGGACUGCGCGAUAACAACCUUACCUCGCUCGCCAAUGUGCUUUCGCAGCACACUGCCGUGACGGACCGUAUCUUCGCUGACAACACGGAGAAGCUGCUCCUCGCGCCCACGGACGAAGCAAUCGCCAAGCUGCCGUCGUGGGUGACCAGCAACUCGUCGCGUCUUGAGGCUACGCUGCUGCAGCACGUGCUGCGUGGAAGCUUUGAGGCGGACAAGCUCAACGCGUUCCCGCUGCACACGAUCGGACACUCGCUGUUGAACGAGUCUGCAUUCUCGAACUUACCCGGUGGGGCGGGGCAGGCGGUGGCGCUCGCCAAGUCGGCCAACCUGACAUUUGUCUCCGAGGCGGUGAACAACGACACGUUUGUGCAGAAGACGCACAAGUUCGACACCAUCACGGUGCAGCCGAUCAACCAGGCGAUCACUGUGCCCGGCUCUGUGACCGACACGCUUCGCUUCUUGGGCUACACGGGUAUCUCGACGUUGAUCAGCAACGUGCAGAACGGUGCGCUCGCCAAGACGAUCGACUCGAUGGCGGGAAUCACGCUGUUCGUCCCCACCAACGAUGCCAUCAACAAGUUUGCCGCCACGCAGCCCAACCCCACUGAGAUCCCCACCGUGUUGGGCCAGCACAUUGUCGCCUCCCGCGUGGUUUACUCGCCACUGCUCAUCGACCAGGGCUCGCUCAUCUCGUCGAGCGGCCAGGACAUCGUGUUUGACAACAAGGCCGGCACGGUCAAGGUCGGCAACUUUACUGCCAAGAUCUUGCAGACCGACAUUAUCGCCCAGCAGGGUGUCAUCCACCAGAUCGACAACGUGCUCGCUUCCACCGCGCUCGACACGGGCCGCGCGGCCCAGGCGCAGAAGUCCGCCCAGUCCUCUGUCGACGCCCAGAAGGCUCAGAGCAUCUCGGGCCCCGUUUCGGGCAAGAACGCCAUCACGACCCAGGGAACUGACGUGCCCGCCGCGCAGCAGGGCAGUGGAGCGACCAACCGCUCGGCGAACGACAACACUGACUCCGCGGGAUCCGGCCAGACCGAGUCCGCGAUUGGUAACGGUUCUAACGGUAACAACGGUGGCGAGUCGCAGGCUGGCGCGUCCAACUCCAACGGUGGCAACGGAAACGGUGGCAAUGGCAAUGGAAGCAACAUUGACCACCGAAACCCGAACGGUGCUUCGGGUACGGCCCGCAGCACCCAGCUCAUCGCCUCGGCCGUCGUUGCUUCUUCCUUCCUCGCUCUUGUUCUUUGA